Neoarius graeffei (lesser salmon catfish) is the source of this 4026-nucleotide messenger RNA. It is a transcript of the gene kctd2, whose product is annotated as potassium channel tetramerization domain containing 2. Bases 326 to 1126 code for a protein of 266 amino acids. The transcript is spliced from 6 exons. The record is from RefSeq and is a predicted model, not a curated record. NCBI's taxonomy places the organism in Eukaryota, Metazoa, Chordata, Actinopteri, Siluriformes, Ariidae. Gene Ontology annotation, molecular function: cullin family protein binding. Gene Ontology annotation, biological process: proteasome-mediated ubiquitin-dependent protein catabolic process; protein homooligomerization. Gene Ontology annotation, cellular component: cytoplasm; Cul3-RING ubiquitin ligase complex.
CCAUAAUAUUAGGGCGCUUGAAGGAGUCGGUUGAAUAAACAAUGUCGUGUUUUAUAAAAUUAUGAACUAUGUCGUGUCAGAGCAGUGUUUUUAGUACAUUAGGGCGUUUUGGUUGCUGUUAUCAAUGCGCUUAGAGAUUAUUUGUUGAGAUUAAUAGCGCCUCGGAGUCGGAAUAACGCCUUCAUUCGGGAGAAGCGGUUGAGUUCGAGUUGACGGGCUAGUUCACCUCGAGUGCUGUUGUUUACAGAAUUUGGCGCUGAGGUGAGAGAGUGAGACACGUGGAGGAAUUUACGAAAUAAACGGACUGUUUUAUCAUUCGGAAACCAUGGCAGAGUUACACAUUGAAGCGAGCGCGGGCGGCCUCAUGGAGCAGAGCGAGCACCGGGAGACCCGAGGCUCGGUUAGCAUGCGCCUCCCGUCGCCUAGCUUCGUUCUUCCAGCUCGGAGCGGUUCUGCCAGUCCGGGCCUUUCUGCGUCCAGAGCCGUGUUCGGCUUCCCGAUGAAGAGCAGCCCGACAUCCCCGUCAGAGUGUCCAGAGAAACCGGGCUCCCGGUGGGUCCGGCUUAAUGUCGGGGGCACCUACUUCAUCACAACCAAACAAACCUUAUGCAGGGAUCCCAAAUCCUUCCUGUACCGACUCUGUCAGGAAGAUCCUGAUCUGGACUCGGAUAAGGAUGAGACAGGCGCUUAUUUGAUUGAUAGAGACCCCACGUACUUCGGACCCAUCUUGAAUUACCUGAGGCACGGAAAGCUGAUCAUCAACAAGAACCUUGCAGAGGAGGGUGUUCUAGAAGAAGCUGAGUUUUACAACAUUGCGUCAUUGGUGAGGCUGGUAAAGGAGAGGAUACGAGACAAUGAGAACAGGACGUCUCAGGGCCCAGUGAAACAUGUGUACCGUGUACUUCAGUGCCAAGAAGAAGAACUCACUCAAAUGGUGUCCACGAUGUCUGACGGGUGGAAGUUUGAGCAGCUUAUAAGCAUUGGCUCCUCUUACAACUAUGGAAAUGAAGACCAAGCAGAGUUUCUAUGUGUGGUUUCCCGGGAACUCAACAAUUCCACUAAUGGGAUUGUUAUUGAGCCAACUGAGAAGGCUAAGAUCCUUCAGGAGAGAGGUUCCCGGAUGUGAAGAGACCUUAGCUGUGUGACACAGAUUUCCCCGCCCCUCCCUUCCUCUCCUUUAGUCUCCCUUCUUUAACCAUACAGCUGACUCCAUCAGCUCACAUGGCUGCCCUUCCUUUCGAUCACCCUCCUCCCUUGUGCCUUUCCACCGUGGGGGUGUCCCCCCUCCCUGCAGUGCUGCAACAUCGCCCAUCCAGCACCAUCACCUGAGGUCACUGCUCUUAUCAAAAAUUAAAAGUACUAGAAAGUUAGUUGAUCCGUGAUGAUGCGGGACUCACCAUGACGACUAGGGAGGAGUCCAAGUAAGAUUUUCGAGGUCCGUCGCUAUAACUAACGUAGUCGUCCACAAUGCCUCGGAACUUGAUCAUUAAUCGCCUUUAUAUCCUCGUCAUAAUCAUCUAUAGACUAUAUCAUUGCUGGCAUGCUAGUUACAAGGAAUGCCUGUGCCACGGUCAGCUAGGCUGUGUUUCCAUCAUCAGAAUCUCCUCAGGACUUCCAGGGGUGCAAAAAAAGUAGUCAAGACAAAACUGUUUGCCCCCUACGCCCUUCUCAUAGCAAGCACAUUGACUCACUGUGUAAAACUGAGCGAGUGUACGAGUGAAUAUCAGCAGCAACACUCACUCACAUUAUUAUUUCAGUAUCUACCACAGCCUGGCUUGACCUUUGAACAUGCAGAGCCAUUUGUUUUCAAUUUGUAGUGUAUUAUAUAUUUGUUCCCUGUACUCAUUUGACCCACCAGAGUUCGUUGACAAGUAUUGGAUUUUCCAGGGCAUGCCGGAGGAGUUUGUUCACUUCUCCUAACAUGGACACAACGGUAAGAAACGCGUACUGUCGGGAGUGUGUAAAGAUCAUGAAUAUGGUUGUAUUACAGUGGAGGCUGUUCUAAAAGUCGUUUGUGUUUCAUAGUAGUCACAUUUGACCGGGGAAGCUUAUGAACUCCUUCUCCUCGUCUACUUUGUCCAGUGCUUCAUCACUCGUUUGUAAAUUUUUGUGUUGUGUUGUUCUCCCACUGGCUUUUCAUCUAUAACUGGGGGAAAACUGGACUCUCCAUAGUCUUAUUUCACACUAUUUCUCAAGAAUAGUUUUGUUUAAGUCAAACGUUUGGACACGCCUACUCAUUCAUAGAUUUUUCCGUAUUUUGACUAAUUUUCUACAUUUGUAGAACAAUACUGAAGACAUCAACACUAUAUGAAAUAACAUAUGGAAUAAAAAAAUGUGUUAAAAACAAAACAUGCUUCAUGUUUUAGAUUCUUCAAAGUAGCCACCGUUUACCUUGACGCUUUGCACGCUAUUGGCAUUAUCUUAACCAGCUUCAUGAGGUCGUCACCUGGAAUGCUUUUCAGCUAACAGGCGCCUCGUCAACAGUUAAUUAGUGCGAUUUCUUGCCUUCUUAAUGCGUUUGAGAUCAAACAGUAAAUAGCCAGAUUCCACAACUGAAAUAAUCCAUACUAUGUCAAGAACCACUUAACUAAGUAAAGAGAAACAACAUCCAUCAUUAUUUUAAGACAUGAUUUGUCUUUUAAUUAAUUAAUUAAAAAAAAAGACAUUGAAUUAGAAGGUGUGUCCAAACUUUUGACUGGUACUGGAAGUGUUUUUUGUCUCGUCACAAAUGAGCUCCAUGAGACUGUUGAUAGACAACGUGCUCAAACGAUUUGAGUCACAGCAGAACUCUGUUCUGUAAUAUGAUUGUUCAUUUUUUGACUUGGUAAGUUCAGCUCUAGCACUCCAUAGAAUUCUAACUAUUUUGGCUGUUUAACUGUUUCUAUCUGUUUUUUUUUUUUAAAUUAUUUAAGUAAAACAUUAGAUAAGUUAUAGUGGAAUAGCAGUGAAUGUUAAGGGCUCUAUUUUACAUGGAUUGAGAUGCUUGCCCUCAUGUCAAAAAUCCUAUUGUAUUACAUAAGGGUAAACUGCUUCUUCCAUGUUUUGACAUCAUAGCCAGUAUUUGGUCCCGUUUUAUGCAGAAUUGCCCUUGUCGUUCGAUAUUUAGCCACUCAAGACGAGCUUUCUAAAUUAAAUUACACACCCUUAAAAGUUAUCUGCUAGGACCAGGUGUGCUUCAUGAUGUUCAGACAGUAUUUUAACAUAAGAUAAAAUAAGAAGACCUUUAUUAUCCCACAACGGGGAAAUUUCCUGUUUGCAGCAGCACAGUGGAUAGCAGCAGAAGAGGACAUAUCAAACCACACAAAUAAAAAAAAAAAUUAUAUAUACACACACACACACACACACAUUGAAAAGAAAAAAUAUACCGAAGAUAAAUAUUAAAUUAGAGGAAUUAUGAAGUAGACGAAACACACUUAUUGCACAUAUCAGGUGGUCGUAGUUGCAAAAGGAAAAAAACAACAGCAACAAUGCAACAACUAUUGACACGUACAGAUGCGAGUCUACUGUGAGCAGUGCUGGUUGUACAGUCUAAAAGCUGCAGGAAGGAAUGAUCUGCGGUAACGCUCCUUCACACACUUAGGGUGGAGCAACCUCCCGCUGAAGGAGCUCUGCAGCCCAGUGAGUAAGCCCUGUAGGGUUGGGAGUCGUUCUCCAUCAUAGAUGACCGAUCCUUGUUCAGUAUCACAUAGAAUGUAAAACUGCAUGCUUUGAUGUUGUUAUUCAGGUCUAUUGAAAAGCAGCCGAUGGCUGCCACAGGCAGCAUGUCAAUGUGAAAUUUUUGGUCUCAAGUGCACAUUUAAAAGCACGAAUAAAUUUUUUUUGGGUCCCCUGCUUUAAAAUGUGAAGCAAAGGAGAACAGGUUGUCAAAACAUGCUUCAUGUUUAGUCUUUUAAGCUUUCACUUUGCAGCAGGUGUUUUGUCAGAGGAAUACUUUUCAGGCAAAUAUUGAUGGCCCAGUAGAAAUGUUCUUUAUCGCUUAUUGCAUUUGGACAUUAAAGGAACAGUCCACCGUACUUCCAUAAUGAA